GCUCCGUGGACGGCCAUGCUGAUGCCCCCUCUGCUCUCUCUGCCCUCAGGGUCGUGGACACAGCCGGUGGCAGUGCCGUGUGGUGAGUGCCCACCGAAGAGCCCGGCCUGUUCCGAAGCAUUGACCCGCUGCAGGAGGAAAUGGAGUAUGAACGGAGAGGUGGCCGCGGGGACCGGACGGGCCGAUAUGGUGCUGCUGACCGGUCCCAGGACGACGGCGUGGACGGGCGGACCCAGCGAGACCACGACUACCGGGACAUGGAUUACCGCUCGUACCCCCGCGACUUCAGCAGCCAUGAGGCCGCUAACGAGUACGACUCAUCCGAGGAGCAGAGCGCCGAGGAUUCCUACGAGGCCUCCUCGGGGUCAGAGACUCAACGCAAGCGGGACAGCCCCACCGAGCACCUGGGCUACCCCGGCGACGGGGACUACCGUGACCAGGACUACCGGCCCGAGCCAGAGGAGGAGCAGAAGGCCAGCAGCAUCGUCAUGCUGAGAAUGCUGCCCCAGUCCGCCUCCGAGAACGACAUCCGGGCCCAGCUGCAGGCGCACGGGAUCCAGCCCCGCGAGGUGCGGCUGAUGCGGAACAAAGCCUCAGGUCAGAGCCGCGGCUUCGCCUUCGUCGAGUUUAAUCACUUGCAGGACGCUACCCGAUGGAUGGAAGCCAAUCAGGUUGCUUUGCCGCACUUGACCCCCACAAGUACUGCUCCUGUUACCGCCCGACCCACAAGCCUGGGCCUGCUCCAGCCCCCCAGGGAGAGCAUCACCCCCCACCCCCUUAGGGACUCACUAGGGCUUAGAGCCAGGACGCCUGGGUUCUCUCCCUGGCUCUGGGAGGGGAGUGGGGCCAGGUCUCCUGGGUUCUCUCCCUGGCUCUGGGAGGGGAGGGCGGUGGGGGUCUGGGCCCAUCUCACCCCAUCUGCCCCCCCCCAGGAGGCAGCCCAGCUCCUGCAGAUCCUGCAGGCCUUGCACCCGCCGCUGCACAUUGACGGCAAGACCAUCAACGUGGAGUUUGCCAAGGGCUCCAAGCGGGACAUGGGCUCCUCCGACAGUAACCGCAUCAGCGCCGCCUCCGUCGCCAGCACUGCUAUCGCUGCGGCCCAGUGGGCCAUCUCCCAGGCAUCACAGGGCAGUGAGGGGGCCUGGGCGGCCUCGGAGGAGCAGCCGGCCGACUACGCCUACUACCAGCAGGAGGAGGCCUACGGCGCGGAGCCGGCGCUCUACUCCCAUGCCUACCUGAAGGGCUCUCCGGCCCAGCCCGGCGCCAACGGGGAGGCCGCAGCCACAGUCGCGGAGCCGUCCCUGGAGCCUGGCGUGCCGGGCGUCGACUCGCUGCCCGUCCUGCAGAGCUUCCCCCACGCCGCCCAGACCACCGCCGUGCCCGUCGUGUACCAGCCGCCCGGCGGAGCCGAGACUGCGGGCACCGCCCAGGGCACCGCUGCCACUGCCCAGAGCCAGCCCUACACCAUUGUGUCCCCGGCCGUGCUGAAGCCCGAGACGCCGAGCCCAGCCCAGCCGAGCGGCGCCGCCCUCCCUGCGCCCAGCACCGGCCUGCCCCUGCCCACCCCCACGCUGCAGGAGCCCUACGGCCAGUACCCUGUCCCAGACGUAUCCACCUACCAGUACGACGAAACCUCCGGCUAUUACUACGACCCGCUGACCGGUCUCUAUUAUGACCCCAACUCCCAGUACUACUACAACGCACAGAGCCAGCAGUAUCUGUACUGGGACGGCGAGCGCAGGACCUAUGUGCCGGCCUCCGACCAGGGCGCCGACGCCCACAAGGACGGCUCUGGGGGCAGCGGCAAGGAGGGCAAGGAGAAGAAGGAGAAACACAAGACCAAAACAGCUCAGCAGAUCGCCAAGGACAUGGAGCGCUGGGCCCGCAGCCUCAACAAACAGAAGGAGAAUUUCAAGAACAGCUUCCAGCCGAUCAGCUCGCUGCGGGAGGACGAGCGGCGCGAGUCGGCCACGGCCGACGCCGGCUACGCCAUCCUGGAGAAGAAGGGGGCGCUGGCAGAGAGGCAGCACACGCCCAUGGACCUGUCCAAGCUGGCCAGCGAUGACAGGCUGAGCCCGCCGCGGGGGCUGGUGGCCGCGUACAGCGGGGAGAGCGACAGCGAGGAGGAGCCGGAGCGGGCAUCCGACCGGGAGGAGAAGCUCACGGACUGGCACAAAUUGGCCUGUCUGCUCUGCCGCCGGCAGUUCCCCAGCAAGGAGGCGCUGAUCCGCCACCAGCAGCUCUCCGGGCUGCACAAGCAAAACCUGGAGAUUCACCGCCGCGCCCACCUGUCUGAGCAGGAGCUGGAGGCGCUGGAGAAGAACGACAUGGAGAUGAAGUACCGGGACCGCGCGGCCGAGCGCAGGGAGAAGUACGGCGUCCCCGAGCCCCCGGAGCCCAAGAAGCGGAAGUACUCAGCUGUGAUGCCCGCCACUGUAGACUUUGAGCAGCCGACGCGGGACGGGCUGGGCAGCGAUAACAUUGGGAGCCGCAUGCUGCAGGCCAUGGGCUGGAAGGAGGGCAGCGGCCUGGGCCGCAAGAAGCAAGGCAUCGUCACCCCCAUUGAGGCGCAGACCCGAGUGCGCGGCUCCGGCCUGGGUGCCCGUGGCAGCUCCUACGGCGUCUCGGCCGCCGAGUCGUACCGCGAGACGCUGCACAAGACCAUGCUGACCCGCUUCAACGAGGCUGAGUGAGGCCCCACCCCUCGAGACUUCCCCUGCAGGGGGCACCAUGAACUUUUUUUUAAUUAAAGGAGAAAAAUGAC
Molecule: messenger RNA, 2764 nt
Organism: Chrysemys picta bellii (western painted turtle)
Lineage: Eukaryota; Metazoa; Chordata; Testudines; Emydidae
Source: RefSeq, a predicted model, not a curated record